GGCUUCCUCUUCCAGGGGGGAGAGGAGAGAGUCUGCACCUUUAGAACGGGGGUGGGAGCCUUAGGCUGUGCUGGGCUUCACUCUUCCUUUCUCAGGGGCCUGGUAGGAAAUGGCACAGGUGGGCCGAUGGUGCUGUGUCUCUCUGAUGCUACAUUUUCACCACAGAAGACAUUGUGUCCUGAGCCUUUUGCCCCUUUUAUCCGGCGGCCUGCCCCUGCCCCUCUACAGAGCAGAGCUAUGCUGGGUGGGGGUCUGAGGUCUUUUCUGAAUAGGUUUCCUUUCUGCUUUGAGCCCAGGGGGACAGAGGCACCCUUCCCCAGGUCAAACUUACUCAAAUUUCAAUCUUUAGAGAAUACCAGGAGCCGAGUUUUAUUUUAAUCUUGAGUUACAAACCUUACAGAGAUAGCAUUACCCCCGGGCCUGUUGUGCUGGGAUGGAACCCGGGACUGUGUGGAUGCUGGGCAAGUCUCCUGCCAUGAGAUGUGCCCCUGGCCAUGCAGACAAUAAUUUGAAAGAACAAGUGCAAAGGGAAAUGGGACUCAUCUUCUGCUCAGUGUCAGUCCCUCAGAACCCCUGGGGGACCUACUCAGCAAAGCUGUGCCUGCAGCUGGCUCAUCUGAGGCCAGUAGUUUUCCACCUUUAAAAAUUCAUGACCCAUUAAAAACUGUAAGAAUCCCGUGCCCUUUGUGUUUUGUGAUGCAAAAUAUCCUAGGCUCCUUUUCAAAAUAUGAAAUAAUGAUGUCAACUCUGCAUGUCUUAGUAUAAGCCCACAUCCCCCCCCAGUUGAGAAUUGUUGUCCAAAGACCCUUAACACCCAACACUGUGGCAUUAAAAAAAUGUGUCAGAAACUACACCAGGUUGGAGCCUGAGCUUCCCAGGCUCUUUCUGCCCCACAGAUUCUGGUAAAAAGGUGGACAGUGUGCACAGUGCCUGCCAGGGAACAAGGAGGGACAUAUUUGGCACAUAAUUAGUUUCCAUCCUCCCAGGGUUUCGUGUGCCAGAGGUGUGAAUAGAAUGAACAAUUAAUAAUACCCUGGCUCCGGGGCGCUGGGUUCUAGCUGGGAAAAUAGGAACAAGCUGUUUAACCAACAAACAGUCCCGCUACACAGACACAGUCUCACCCACACACUAUCCACAGCCUGUCUUGCCCUUCAUACCAGACCUGUCAGAGCCACACACUCCACACUGGAGCCGUGCCAGCUGCAGGCAUCAGAUAAAUGCUCUAGGGUAACUGAUAAACACCCACUGAAGGGCCUAGAGAGCACCCCCAUGCCUCCCAGCCCCUCACACCCUCCUCUUCCCUGAGUCGCACACUCCCUCUUUAUGGUGCCCACGUGAUAGCUGUGCUCAGUGGCCUGCAAAGGGUUCUGACUGGUGCUAUUCAGUGUCCCAUCCCCAGGGAAGGGAGGGGAGCUGAGACAGACAGACAUCAGGCUUGUGCUGUUGUGGCCACCAAGCACACGUCUUGGAUGGCAAAUAAUGAGGAGCCAGGAACUGUCCCUGCCUGGCUACAGCUGAAUGCCUUAGCUUCUUCUAGCCCUUCCCUCUGUUCUCCAGCUCCUUUCAUAUUAGAAGCUAGUGCCCCUCCCUACACCCCAUCAAUAGCUCUGUCUUUUCCCAGGCCCUCUGCCUUCUCCUGUCACAAGCACUUGGUCCUGGGUCUGUUUGCUCCUUGUUCUUUGUGGCAUGUUUUGUCCCCAGUGUGACUAAGCUCGAGUGCAAUUUCUAUCUUCCUUGUGACUGGUGCCCCAGCCAGUGAGCUGCUUUACACAGGUUCCUCACAGAAUGAACAGACUCGUUUGCUGAUUCCUGCCUAUCCCACAAUGCACCGCCAGUCCUGCCUGUGGCUCCCACGCCACCAUACUAACCCUGUGUUCUUGUCCCAGAGGGCUUUCCUGGGCCUUGAGCCCUGCUAUUCAGUUGCAAGUCCCAGAAACCUCUUGCCCUCUUUACAGCUCCCUUCCUGUCCAUCAGUGCUGGCCCUGCCUCCUUCUGCUGAAGGCCUGGGACCAGCCCAAGGGAGGAGGCCUGGGGUUGGGUCCCAAAGAAUCCCAGGUGAAGGUGGAAACAGAAGUGGGGCACAAUGAAGGGAGUCUCCCAGAGGUUGGUCUGUAUGUGGGCAUGACUUGGCUGUUCAGGAAAGCCCUAAAUUUAGCCAGAGGGCCCUGUCCUUUCUCCUUCCACUCCCAUCAACCUAUGGGUUAGCACCCAGGGGGGCCAAGGCUGGAAUGAGACUCCUAGUCACAUCUGGAGCCCCUGGUAGGUGAUGUAAAUUAUAACUACCUUUUUUAGGAGUUGAGGGUAUCACCAGGGAGUAUGCUAAGGUUCCGGAAGGAAUCUAGCUAGUCCUGUGGCCCUUUUUUCCCCCUUGAAUUUUACCAGGCAGAUUUCCUCUCCCUUACAACCCUUCGGUGGGUGUAUCAUUUAAACUGGAGCAAGAUAACAACUUGUUUGCUCGGGAGCGAGCUGGGAGUAACGCAGGGGCUCCCUGACUUGCUGCAUGCCACAGCCGGGAUUGCCAUUGUACAUGCUCUCUAUGCCCCAAACCUUGUUGGGCUGAGCUGGGCACUGCUGAGCGCUGUCCUGGGUGGUGACGCUGAGAGGGAACAGCCCAUCUUGCCCUCCUCGUGCUCCUCACUGUCUGGUCUGUCUCUUUCUCUGGUGUCGGUUGACCUGUCUCUGCCUCCCCUUCUGGCCGCAUGAGGACCCCCCUCCUCUGGACAGGAGCUCUCUUCUGGGUUCCAGCCCGCUGUGCCUGCUCACAGCCAUCAACUAGGUGACUGUUUACUGGGUAGAUGAGGCUGGGGCCAGUUCCACGCACUGCCUCUCCCCACAGGCCGAGCACGCUGGAGUCCGCACCUACUUCUUCAGUGCCGAAAGCCCGGAGGAGCAGGAGGCCUGGAUCCAGGCCAUGGGUGAGGCUGCACGGGUCCAGAUCCCUCCAGCCCAGAAGUCAGUACCUCAACCUGUUCGGCACGGCCUCGAGAAGCCAGACUCAGAGAAUAUCCCACCCAGCAAACACCAUCAGCAGCCACCUCACAACAGUCUCACCAAGCCAGAGCCGGAGGCCAAGACUCGAGGGGAGGGGGAUGGCAGAGGCUGUGAGAAGGCCGAGCGAAGGCCUGAGAGGUCUGAAGUCAAGAAGGAGCCUUUAGUGAAAGCCAAUGGCCUCACAUCUGGACCUGAAACAGCCUCGGAGCCUGGAAGCCCUUACCCUGAUGGCCCGAGGGUCCCAGGAGGUGGGGAGCAGCCCCCACAAGCCAAUGGCUGGCAGUAUAGCUCUCCAAGUCGACCAGGGAGCACAGCUUUCCCACCUCAUGAUGGGGACACCGGAGGACACCGGCGGAGCUUUCCACCACGUACUGACCCUGACAAAAUUGCCCAGCGCAAAAGCUCCAUGAACCAACUUCAGCAGUGGGUGAACCUGCGCCGAGGAGCACCCCCACCCGAGGACCUUCGGAGUCCUUCAAGGUUCUACCCUGUGUCCCGCCGGGUCCCUGAGUAUUACAGCCCUUACUCCUCCCAGUACCCUGACGAUUACCAGUACUACCCUCCAGGGGUACGGCCAGACAGCAUCUGCUCCAUGCCAGCCUACGAUAGGAUUAGUCCGCCCUGGGCCCUGGAGGACAAACGGCACUCCUUCCGUAAUGGGGGUGGACCCACUUACCAGCUUCGUGAAUGGAAGGAGGCCACCAGCUACGGGCGGCAGGAUGGCACUGUUUGGAUCCCUAGCCCCUCCCGACAGCCAGUCUAUUAUGAUGAGCUGGACGCCGCCUCUGGCUCCCUGCGCCGCCUGUCCUUGCAGCCCCGUUCCCACUCUGUGCCCCGCUCACCCAGCCAGGGCUCCUACAGUCGUGCCCGCAUCUACUCCCCCGUGCGCUCGCCUAGUGCCCGUUUUGACCGGCUGCCACCUCGCAGCGAGGACAUCUAUGCAGACCCUGCUGCUUAUGUGAUGAGGCGAUCCAUCAGUUCCCCGAAGUAUGAUUACCUGGGAGACAGGCGACCAGUCCCUGCAGGACUGUUCCCCUACAACUACCCACCAUCCCCCACGGUCCACGAUAAGAUGGAUGAACUUUUAGACCUUCAGUUGCAAAGAAACCUAGAGUAUUUGGACCAGCAGAUGAGUGAGAGCGAGACUCUCAUCAGUAUGGUGAACCGCAUGGUGGAGAACUCCUCCCCCAGGGCCCAGCUCUUCAUGCAAGUCCCUGCAUACCCAGAGGUGUUCCGGGAUGGCCUCCACACCUUCAAGCUAAAUGAGCAAGACACGGAUAAGCUGCUGGGCAAGCUGUGUGAGCAGAACAAGGUGGUGAGGGAGCAAGACCGGCUGGUGCAGCAGUUACGAGCAGAGAAGGAGAGCCUGGAAAGUGCCUUGAUGGGGACCCACCAGGAGCUGGAGAUGUUUGGGAGCCAGCCUGCCUAUCCGGAGAAGCUUCUCCACAAAAAGGAGUCCCUGCAGAACCAACUCAUCAACAUCCGCGUGGAGCUGUCCCAGGCAACCACGGCACUGACUGACAGCACAGCGGUAUAUGAGAACCUUGAGUCCGAGGUCUCUGCCCUGCAUGAUGACCUCUGGGAACAGCUGAACUUGGAUAUCCAGAAUGAGGUGCUCAAUCGGCAAAUUCAGAAGGAGAUCUGGAGGAUCCAGGAUGUGAUGGAAGGGCUGAGGAAGAACAACCCUUCCCGGGGCACCGACACAGCCAAGCACAGAGGAGGACUCAGCACCUCGGCCACCUACAGCUCCAACAGCCCUGCCAGCCCUCUCAGCUCUGCCAGCCUUACCAGUCCCCUGAGCCCCUUUUCAAUGGUGUCUGGCUCUCAGGGCUCUCCAACCAAGCCAGGGUCUAGUGAGGAACCUGGCCCACCUCGGCCGCCCCUCCCCAAAGCCUACGUACCCCUGGAAUCUCCUCCCACCGUCCCUCCACUCCCCAAUGAGAGCCGCUUCUGGCCAUACCCCAACUCCCCUUCCUGGCAUCGCAGUGGCGAGACCGCCAGGGGUCAGUCCAAAACAGGCUUUGAGCCAAGCAAGAAAGACUUUGACCAGACAUCACCCCUGGAUAUCCCCAGAGACAUCAGCCUUGUGCCCACCAGACAAGAGGUGGAGGCAGAGAAGCAGGCAGCUCUCAACAAAGUUGGCAUUGUGCCCCCCCGGACAAAACCUCCUGCUGAGGAAGAGAUGGCCCCAUCAUCUGUGGUGAGGAGGACUACCAAUGGGCUCACCAAUGGCCUCUCCUCAAGGCAAGAGCGCCCCAAGAGCGCUGUGUUCUCUGGAGAGGGCAAGGUGAAGAUGAGCGUGGAGGAGCAGAUCGACAGGAUGAGGCGGCAUCAGAGCGGCUCCAUGAAGGAAAAGCGGAGGAGCCUGCAGCUUCCAGCCAGCCCAGCCCCUGAGCCUAGCACCCGGCCUGCCUACAAAGUGGUGCGCCGUCACCGCAGCAUCCAUGAAGUGGACAUCUCCAACCUGGAGGCAGCCCUCCGGGCCGAGGAGUCUGGCGGCCAGGUGUAUGAGACUCCGAGGGAGGAAAUUGCCCGGCUUCGGAAAAUGGAGCUGGAGCCCCAGCACUAUGAUGUGGACAUCAGUAAGGAGCUCUCCACUCCAGACAAAGUCCUCAUUCCUGAACGGUACAUUGACCUGGAACCUGAUGCACCCUUGAGCCCCGAGGAGUUGAAGGAGAAGCAGAAGAAGGUGGAAAGGAUCAAGACGCUCAUUGCCAAAUCCAGUAUGCAGAACGUGGUGCCCGUCGGCGAGGGGGACUCUGUGGACGUGCCCCAGGACUCAGAGAGCCAGCUGCAGGAGCAGGAGAAGCGGAUUGAAAUCUCCUGUGCCCUGGCGACCGAGGCCUCCCGCAGGGGCCGCAUGCUGUCUGUGCAAUGUGCCACCCCAAGCCCUCCCACCUCCCCUGCUUCCCCGACUCCACCAGUCAACCCCCUACCGUCUGAACGCCCACGGGGCGCCGACAGCAGCCAUACCAUGCGGGUCUGAGCUCUGACUGCAAGCCCUGGCUGAGGCCAAUGCUGUGAAGCUCCACAGAGCCACCUUCUGAUAGCAUCCACUGCACAGCCGAGGCUCUGGCUCCUCAUCCUGGCCUCCUGCUCUUGCACCCACUGUGAGAGUGCCACGGAGAGCCAGGCUGGGGGCCAGGGCUGCUUCAGAAAGAAGCAUGGGUGCCUUCAAAUUAACAUCUGCUGCCCUUGCCCGGAAGCCUGCACUGUCAUGCCAUGGUUCUAAGGCAAAGCCUGGAAUGGCAAGGCCAGGAUGUCAUUCUCUCUGAGGCUCCAAUCACAGGGAGCUCAAGGGCAGUUUUGGAUGGCAUUGGUGUUCCUCCUGCCACCAUCCCCCGAUGGAAACCGUGUUCUGGUGGUGGGGAGCAUGCCCUCAGCAAUGAGUGAGGACUAGAAGUGAGGACAAGACAGACUCUCCAUUCCUUGGAACCCAUACAACACACUGAGAGGCCAAACUCUUGCCAUCAUCUUCUUCCCCUUCAGUCCCAGCUGCCUCGGUGACACCCAAGGCUUUGGCAUGGCUCUGCUGAUGGGUUUCCCAGAGUUUCCUGGAGAUCAGCCACCCUGCUUGAGCCAAAGAAGACAAUGAGUGAUAGGGAGAGGCUCCUGGGCUCCUGGAGGGGUCAGGUGUGUUAUAGAGAGAUGACAGCAGGUCUGUGCAGUGUCUGAGGGCAAGUGGGAAGCAGGAGCAGAUGGAAGAGGAGAGACACUUAGAGAGUGAAGGAAGGGAAAGCCAGAUGCUUUUCUCAAGUAGCAGGAAGGCAAGGAAGGGGGAAUAGGGGAAGGGAGAAUAGGAAUGGCUUCUUGUGUGAAGCAUUAGGUUAGUGCCAAGCAGAGAGCCUGACUGUGACCUAUGUACCUUCACAUCUUUCUCAGGAGCAGGUGGCACCAAGAGGACUCACCAGACACACAUCAGCGCCAGCUGAGGUGCUUGGUAGCAAGGUAUGGAGUGAAGGGAUGUUAGUGAGGUAGCCUGUGAGAUGGUCCUGCCUGUGUCAAGGCCUGCUGUCUGUCUCUCUCCUAGGGUCAUGGGCAGAGAAAAAACUGUUUUACAUAGAGUCUGUCAGCCUUGGGGCCUUACCUAGCCAGUUUCGUGACCCAUUCAAACCUGGAAAGUACUGUGGGACAACUGAGGAGUUGUCCUGGGAAGAGGGGAUGAGAAUUUAGCUGUGAGGCCAAGUUCUAGGUACUUACUCCUCAUCUCAAGCAUUUAGAGCAGCACCACAGGCUGGGCUUUCUUACAACCCACCUACCCAGGGAAGACAGGACACGGAGAGCCGGAAACCUUCCUCUCUUCCACCUACCAUGAGUGAACGGAGCCAGAGAGCAACGAAGAAAGGCUAGCUGCAGACACACGCCCCCAGGCCUGUCCUGGCACACUUGCCGCCCAGAGACUUCAGCCUGAACAUCAGUGGCCCCAGGAAACAACUGCGUCAUCUCCCAUCAAUUCAUUACCACCAUUCCUUCAUGGUUGGGACAGUUGCUGGUUCAUAUGCAAGUAAAGAUGACGAUUCUUUCAGCAAAUACUAGUCAAGCACUUUUUGUGUAUCAGGUACUGUUAUAGGUGCUUAGGAUAUUGUCUUGCUUCUGAGAGACUCUGGAUCAGGAAGAUUCCACCUGUCUUCACUUCCAGCAGACUUCUGGGAAGUGAUCCUUGUGACAUUCCAAACCUGCCCUUUCUUCCUUAAAUACUGGUAGGUGGGAUUAGCCCCCAGGUUGCCCUCUCUCCCUACAUCCUCUUCCACAAGAAACAAAAUUUUAGGGCUUUCCCUGUCUCUUGUCUGUCUCUCUCUUUUUUUAAUAGUGGUAUUUUUAGAAACACAAAAAAUACCAAGAAAUGUGUGUGUCUUUUCCACUCUCACCCUGUAGUUCAUAAAGCUGGCUCUUCAUGUUGCUUUACAUGCCUUAAUAUAUGUUUUAUGGAAGUGAUCAUGUCAUAGGUACCUGUGUAAUAUAUAUACAUGUCAGUUCUUUCCUCAGCUCCUGCCCUGACCUGUUUUCUGUCCACGUCAUUCUUAGCAUGUUGAAACCACACCCCCUUGCCUUUUUGAUCCAAAGAAGGGGAGAGGAAAGAUUUAUUUUAAGGCAGACCUAUUUUAUGUUUUUGUUUAAAAAGCAGAUCUAUUUUCAAAAUGUGCAAUGUCUGAAAGGGAUUGGUGAUGUGUGAAGAGACUGGAUGGCUGUCCCUGGUCCCCACCUCUGCCCUUGCCUCUACCCCAUUGCCCAGUCAUCAUCAAGGGCUGGUCCCCAGGCUCCCCCGGACUGCAUCCAGCAGGAGCAGAGCAUUCCCUUGAAAUUCCUGGUCUAAGAAUUUGACUUUGCUUUCAACUUCAGAAAGCAGCCCCAGGGUUGUCAAGCAUGUGAGGUUCCUGAAGGAAAUGUUUACAACUGCAAACAUGCAGUCCUCAACCGGGCUGCCGGACCACCUCCCCUCAGCCCUCUGUGAGAAAAGGCAAACGGGUUGCUGGCAGCCUAUGCUAGCCAGCUUGAAGGAUGUCAGUCUGUUCUCUGACAGACCCAAGACCCAAGCUGAAGCCCGGAGAGUGGCUUGGGACCAGCUGUGUCCUCUGGAGAAUACUGUGGGCUCCCCAGGCCUCUCCCACACUUUCUCUUGAGCCCACUCUGUGUCACACCUGUUUCCCUCUAGGAGUUUUCUUUCUGGCAGUUAUGGCACAUUGGUCUGGCAUCCAGACUUGAGGCCUCAUUCUUUGCUGGGCAGGGCCAACAGUCACUGUCAAAGUUUGGGUCUUUCUCAGGAAACCCUCCGUGCUUUGACAGGCUGUAGGCUGGAGUUCUGCUUGUGGCAGCUCAGCUUCCCAAACUUGCUUUCUGACAGGUGACUUGAGCAAGGAGGUUCUCGCCUUGCAAAAGAUUUGGGAAGGAUGGAGACCUCUCCCUAAAUCUGAAAUGAUGUCUUUGGGAAUUUUGCAGCACUUCUGGCCACCUUUUGAAGCCUGACUUUCACCUCUGGCAUUUGUUGGCCCUUUUCCCAGCCUGGAGCCUUUUGCUCUGAAUGAACAGAGCCCAGACAUAGGCCUAGGGAUAAGUACCGUUUCUGGGGAAAGCCCUGGCUACCCACUUAGGGCCUUCCCAGUGAACAUAUUACCUCUUUCACCAAAAACCAAGAGGCUGCGAUCAAAUACUGCUACUGUCACUUUAAAGGUUUUUCUGAGGAAGCAAGCUUGCAAGCAGCAAGUGUGCUCUCCUGCCUUUGUGAAAGGCAUGUUCUUGGGGCGGGACUACUACUGCAAGACGGGAUCCCUUCCUUCCCCAUUAGAUACCCUCCUCCUGGCAGCUCUUAAAACUAAGGAAAAGUACUAUAUAUAAAUAUAUAUAUAUAUAUAUAUAUAUAUACAUAUCUAUUUAUGCACAUAUUUGGGGCCAAUUUGAUUUGCUAGUGUUAGACAAUAAAUCAUACAAGGAAAUCUAUGAUCUCAGUGUCUUUAUUUAGUAUGAAAGUGACCUUAGACAAAGAGUUAUGGUUAGAUGAACAGCAUCUCUGUUGGGACCGCACUGCUGUAGCACCCCCUGAGCGUCUGUCUAGCCGACUGCCCUCCCCUGAAGAAGGGGCGCCUGGCUGAGGUGGGUGAGAAGCACUCCCUCCUUUCAGUGGCCAUCUUAACAGAUUAGAUACUGAAGAACCCCAGUGAGCUCUGCAUUUGUAUCUUGCAAGUUUGUAUAAACCAAUACCGGAAAUAAAAUGAAUGGUUUGUA
This is a messenger RNA of Psammomys obesus (fat sand rat), 9711 nucleotides long. RefSeq names its product pleckstrin homology domain containing A6 (gene Plekha6). Bases 2912 to 5977 code for a protein of 1021 amino acids. The record is from RefSeq and is a predicted model, not a curated record. Lineage: Eukaryota; Metazoa; Chordata; Mammalia; Rodentia; Muridae. Gene Ontology annotation, molecular function: protein binding. The transcript has 22 exons.